UUGUUUCUUUUUCUUUCUUUUUCAGACGUUCCAAUAGAAACAGCAGAUCAACAACAAGGAAAAGGAUUGUCGGUGAUUGCUAUAGCCUAUAUAAUCACCGUUCCUCUAUUGAUAGGGGUGUCCAUAGCAGUGAAUUUUGUCUGCUACAAAUGUGGAUUGAAAAAAGGUAAGGCGAUAGAACGGAAGCGACAAUUUCCGGACGAAGCACAAGUAGUACAUUACCAACAUUAUCAAGAUGAUGACGUGAGUGUUGGACAACGGCCUGCACGGGAACAACCAGGGCCUUCCGCCGGUCAGUUAUCCACUGACGCCUCACACGACUAUGCUGCAUACGAUGAAAUCAAAGACCAUCGACAGCGCCUGCAGGCGUCACAGAGGAAGAAAGACGGGGGCUACCUGACACCAGUCUCCCAAAAUCUGAAUAGAUCGCUACCUCCUGUGAGGACUGACGGGGAUGGUUAUAUGUCACCAACAUCGGCAUCAGAUAACCGGCCGCCAGGACAGGGCAAGCGAAGUACAGAUUCCUCGCCAUCACCGCCAGGAAAUGGCGGUUAUAUAUCUCCACUACAAGCAGAGAAUGUUACCGAGAAAAUGCUAUCAGGCAACAGCGAUUCUAGUUCAAAUAAGUCUGAUAAGUCGGACAAAUCCAGAAAAUACCAGAACGAACCACGUAGCAAAUCUUCACCGAAAUCAAAAUCAAUCUACCAAUCAAUCAAAGAUGCUGGUAUCUCUCAAGAACACCAAUACUUAGAAUUACAGACUAAUGCCUCUUGAGCCCGGUGUUGUAUUUCAUUACAUAUUAUGCUGAAAGAGGGCAAAAAGACUUCAUCCUUUUUGUGGAAAUUUGAUUUUCUGUAAGUGUUAUAUGUGUAUUUUUAUUAAUCAUAUAAUUUUGUAAAAUAGUUGCUUGGUCAUUUAAGUUUGCAUUCGGUAGUGCAAUUUGUGUAAAUAUUUUGUUUUGAGUAUCUACUUCCUUAGAUAUGGAUCCACAUUGAGGUAAAAACAUUGUAACCUUAGGAAAUGUUUACUUCCUCAAAUAUCUUUAACCCCUUUUUAAUCAUGAAUUUAUCAUUUAGAAUUGUAUUUGUCAUGUAUUGAAUUGUAUUCGUCGUAUAUGUAUAUGUAUUAGAGGAGAAGCAAUUGAGGGGUGAUCUAAUUUGUGAAUUUUCUUGUGCGGUAUUCAUAUCUGCGCAAUUUGAGUACAGGUACUUGUAUUUCGUAUUGGAUCUGGACAUGUGUACAGGUGUUGCUCACAUUACAUCUAGAAACUUAUGCAGAUGCAGAAUACUUGAUCACAUUACUUCUAAAAACUUGUAUUUUAUGUUACACCUAGAACAUUGUUCAUAUUACAUCUAAAAUUUUGUAUUUUAUAUCACACCUAGAAUGUUGUUGAUAUUACAUUAAAAACAUUGUAUUUCAUAUUACACCUAGAAUGUUGUUCAUAUAACAUAAGAACUUGUUCAUAUUACAUUUACAAACUUGUAGUUCAUAUUAGACUGUAUAUAAAAACUUGUAGUUCAAUGUUACAUUUCUAUUGCUUUCUCAUCAAUAAAAAUUGUUUAUAUCCA
Ostrea edulis (European flat oyster) is the source of this 1568-nucleotide messenger RNA. RefSeq lists its product as uncharacterized. The annotation marks the transcript as partial. The transcript is spliced from 2 exons. The record is from RefSeq and is a predicted model, not a curated record. NCBI's taxonomy places the organism in Eukaryota, Metazoa, Mollusca, Bivalvia, Ostreida, Ostreidae.